AUGUCAGAUCAAUUGGUGCCCGAAACACGGGUGCUUGCCGUGGCCAGUCAUGUCGUCUACGGCCAUGUUGGAAAUACGAUGGCAACCUUUGUUAUGCAGUCCCUUGGCUGUGAAGUUGCGGCCUUGAAUACCGUGCACUUUAGUAACCACUCCGGCUAUCGCCAACUGAAAGGAACCCGGGCUACUGCACAGGAGAUAGCAGAUCUGUACCAGGGCCUGUGUCAGAGUAAUCUCAUCGACUUCGACGUCAUGCUUUCUGGCUAUGCCCCAAGUGCAGCAGCGGUCGAGUCCGUAGGUGCCAUCGGCAUUGAUCUGCAACAAAAGGCAGAGAGCAAACCAGGUUCUUUCUUCUGGGUGCUGGAUCCGGUAAUGGGCGAUCAGGGUCGUCUAUACGUCAACGACGAUGUGAUUCCCGCCUAUAAAAAGAUCAUCCCAUACGCGGAUCUGAUUCUGCCCAACCAAUUUGAAGCCGAAGUUCUCUCCGGCAUCAAAAUCACUUCACUGGAAACCCUAGCUGAAGCAAUUACUGUCAUUCACCGCAUCUACUCUGUCCCUCAUGUCAUCAUCACGUCCGUGCAACUAUUCAAGCUCUCUCAAAGUGGCUCCACCCCUCCACCCCCAGAGAACUUCUUAACCGUCAUCGGCUCCACUAUCAGAUCUGACGGGUCCCCCCGUAUCUUCCGCGUCGACGUGCCGGCUCUGGACUGCUUCUUCAGCGGCACAGGCGAUAUGUUCGCUGCACUGACCGUUGCCCGACUGAGCGAGGCGGUCUCAGACACCGCCGGUGAUCUCCGUGCCACCAAGUCGUGGGUUUCCCCUGAUAGUGUCCCAGCCGUGGACCUGCCGCUUGCAAAGGCUACCAUCAAGGUUUUGUCUAGCAUGCACAGCGUGCUGGAGCGGACGCUUGAGAGCCGCGAUGCCGAACUCGCCAUUGCGGUUCCGGCGGCCAGUGAGCAGCUAUCGGAAGAGGAGGCUACAAAGAGGGAUUAUCUGCGUCGUACCAAGGCUGCGGAGGUUAGGCUCGUGAGAAAUACAAAGGUUUUGAGGGAUCCGAAGAUUCAGUUUGAGGUGCUGGGCUGGCAAAAGGAGGAUCUUCCAAGGCAUUUACAGUGA
Messenger RNA from Penicillium salamii, 1113 nucleotides. Lineage: Eukaryota; Fungi; Ascomycota; Eurotiomycetes; Eurotiales; Aspergillaceae. The record is from the annotation of a GenBank genome assembly.